AUGUCAGUCCUACAAAUGUUGGACUACUUGAGCUACAGUCUGGUCCUCACAAUGACCGGGUACAUUAUGCCCUUGCUGAGCCUCGGCUUCCUCUCCCAUCGGAUUGCAUGCUUCCUGAAAACUAAGGAAGGAAUGUUUGACCGGUGGUCUGUGUCCUUCCACCACCCUCUGUGUGUGGCUCUUAUGUCUGUCCUCAUGUACUUGCUGCUAUAUUCCCCUUACCAUGUGAUGCAUAACGAUUAUAUUGGGUCAUGGCUGUUUAAGGACAGUGUGUCUCCAUGCACACAUGACAUCAUGAAGAGCCUGUACAUCCUCAGUCACCACGUGGCUUUUGCCCACAGCAUCAUCAACCCUGCCUUGUACUUCUUCAUGGGAGACCAGUUCAGGGAACUGCUGAUCAGCCACAUCUGGCUGCCAUAUCGAACACAAGGGACUUAUAGCUAG
Messenger RNA from Scleropages formosus (Asian bonytongue), 444 nucleotides. RefSeq names its product succinate receptor 1-like. The record is from RefSeq and is a predicted model, not a curated record. Gene Ontology annotation, biological process: G protein-coupled receptor signaling pathway. Gene Ontology annotation, cellular component: plasma membrane. Gene Ontology annotation, molecular function: G protein-coupled receptor activity. NCBI's taxonomy places the organism in Eukaryota, Metazoa, Chordata, Actinopteri, Osteoglossiformes, Osteoglossidae. The transcript has a single exon. The coding region runs from base 1 to 444 and encodes 147 amino acids.